Molecule: messenger RNA, 963 nt
Organism: Botrytis fragariae
Lineage: Eukaryota; Fungi; Ascomycota; Leotiomycetes; Helotiales; Sclerotiniaceae
Product: putative protocatechuate -dioxygenase beta subunit protein
Exons: 2
Coding region: 1-963 (320 amino acids)
Molecular function (GO): ferric iron binding; oxidoreductase activity, acting on single donors with incorporation of molecular oxygen, incorporation of two atoms of oxygen
Source: RefSeq, a predicted model, not a curated record
AUGAAGCUUCAACACCUCUCUGUCCUUGGCCUUCUAGCCACACCACUUCUUGCCCACCAAGAAGCUUCAACAGAAGUGCUAAAACGUUCCGCAAACCUCUCCAAGCGAUGCGCUUCUGGAACUGCAAACUACAACAAACGUCGAUAUGAACGACGAAAUGCAGAAGCUCUCGCGAAACGAUCUGGAAACGCGACAUACUCUAUUACUACCGAAGCGCCCUACUACGAUGUUCUCAAAAAUGACACUUGUGUCUUGGCCGCCGAUGUCACUGCUGGACCAUACUACUGGCCUCGAUCCGAGACUCUCCGUCAAGAUAUGACCGAAGGCCAAGCCGGUAUUCCUCUAACUCUUGACGUGGGAGUUAUCGAUAUGGCCACAUGUGAACCACUUCCUAACGCGCUCGUUGCUUUUUGGCAUUGCAAUGGUACUGGUAGUUAUUCCAGUUUCACCGGUCGAGACGCCAACAUUCCGUUCCCAACUCUGCUUAAGGAGAUGAAUAUCACGGAUUACCAAAUCGGUGUUACGGAUAUACACACAGAUGAUUCAACUUGGUUGAGAGGAAUGUGGCCUACGAAUGAUGAGGGAAUGUUGGAGAUGAAGACUGUCUUUCCUGGUUUCUAUGUUCAAAGAACCAUUCAUAUUCAUGCUCAAGUUUUCACCGACUAUGUCCUCCACUCUAACGGUACCCUUUUAACUGGAAACUCAAACUCGAUCGGUCAAUUCUAUUUCAACGAUACUGUCACCGAGACAAUCAUGGCUCAGGAACCUUAUGUGAGCCAUACUCAAAUCAACCGCACCACAAAUGCUGAGGAUAAUUACUAUUCGGAUGGAUUCGCUCAUGGAUAUAAUCCAGUUAUGGAUAUUGUUGCAGUUGAUGGAGAGGAUAUCACCAAGGGAAUGAUUGGGUAUAUCACCAUUGGAAUUGACACUACGAACAACCCUGAAUUAGACCCUAGACCCUAG